CCUGCGAGGGAGCCGAGUUCCGACCCCCAGCCCAGAUAGCCAGUUCUGGAGAAACCUCCUCCGUGGGGGGGCUGAAAAGCCCCAGUUGAGCUAAUAGAAGCACAUAGCUUUUAUGUAGCUAGGUACAAAUGAGACGCAUGCGUUAUUGUAGUUCCGCUCUGGAAGCCAUUAAGUUUUGAUCUUUACAACAACCCUGUGAGGUAGAUCUGUAUUAUUGCAUGCAGAGGGGAGGCCGAGGGAGAGACCGCCUGUUAAGGGAUGACUACGACAAGGAGAUGAAGCAAGCCAAGGAAAAGGUGAAGAAGAGGCACACGCCAGCCCCUGCCCGACCCAAAAAACCAGAUCAGCAGGUCUAUCAUCCCCGUCAAAGAAAUAGAGCUGAAGUCACAUCUGGCCUGGAGUAUGAGGGCUCCAGUGAGAGUAGCUCCAGUACUGAACUAGACCCUUAUGGACCAGCACUCUUCUGCCUGGAAUAUGAGGCUGACAGUGGCAAGAUCACCUCAGUUGUUGUGCACCAGGACAAUGACCCAGAUGAGGUGGUAGAGAAGAUCAGUGCCCAGAACCAACUGGAACCAGCUAUGCGUGAGGCCCUGAAGAAGCGGGUGCAGGAGGAGCUGGAAAAACGACGGGUAAAGCGCUGAGACACAGUGGCGAUGUCUGUGUUGUUUGCCUGGCUGGGAAAUACUUUCUACAAAAGGGGCAGUGAACUUGUCCCACAGUGUUUGGCUUGGAGGCUUCAAGAAGGGUCAGGGAGUUAGCUGAAUCUUAUUACAGGCACCUGCUUCCUAGUAAGGCAGGCCUUUGUUGUCCGGGCCUGAAAGGAGUGAUUGGAAGGAGCUGGGGCUGUGGGAACAGAAUGUCAGCCAGAAAUGGCCCAAGGACAUUUUGAAAGCUGUUCAGGAAGAUGUAGUCUAGCUGAAACCUUAUCAGAUGGCCUCGUGCAGCCCUGAGGAAUGGUAUCAUGACCAAAGUCCUAUAUCAUGCUAGCCCAGCAUCCUUUAUCCCUUCUUGUGAGUUCCCACUCUGCUGGCUUUUGAAUCUCUAGAUUAGAUGAAUUCACACCAAGACACGUUUUACAUCAUCCAGAGUUAAGCAGUCUAUUUGGCUUUACUUUGCCAUGACCUGCAGGCAGUUUUACAAACAGACUUCCCCAGACUGAGCCUGGAGGACAUUGUUAGGUGAACAAGACAAAAUUACAAGGCAACAGAGAAGCUUCUGUGGGGCUGUUGAUGGCAGUGAGCCUGGUAGUAUACAUCUGGUCCAGACUGAGAUUUGACCCAUACAUGUAUAUUUCUAGAGUAUCCCGUUUCAAAAUGCACUGGUUCGAGAUCAACAUCUCAUUAAGACAGUGUAGCUGGCUUCUUUCUAGCAUUUUAUUGGCAUUGGUAGGCUGUAAAACAGUUGGCUGAACUACUUCUGGCCAUCAACUGAAUUCUCUUUGGACUAAAAAUGCUGUUGUUGCAUUGUUGUGCACUAAUAAAUAUUUUCAGAAA
Molecule: messenger RNA, 1493 nt
Organism: Gekko japonicus
Lineage: Eukaryota; Metazoa; Chordata; Lepidosauria; Squamata; Gekkonidae
Product: chromosome unknown open reading frame, human C2orf68
Exons: 4
Coding region: 219-641 (140 amino acids)
Source: RefSeq, a predicted model, not a curated record